UUAACCAGUUUAAAAGUGUCUCUGGAAAGAAGCAGGAGUUAAGAUUAUUUAUAAGGAAAGCAGCACUUGCUUACUUGCCAUGUCCCUUAAGCUGGCAGAAAUUACAUCUGUGGAAGAAGAACUGGUUUGCUGGGGAAACGGGGCACUGGGUCAGUGCGGCCAUGGAAACAGAACAGACAAUGAAGCUAAAGAUGGCUUUCUGGGAGCAUUUGUAUCUAAAAAACUGGGGAGAGUCAAGUUUUUUUCUUGUGGGUCCACUCACUCAGUUGUGGUUACAGCUGAAAACAAGAUCUUUGCUUGGGGUAAUGGAAAUAGUGGACAACUUGGAAACGGAGAAAGGGGCAUGAAAUGUGAUCCAACAGAAGUGUGUUUGUCACCAAGUAUAAAUAAUGACACCACUGGUAAAGAAAUUAUUGGGCUGGCUUGUGGUGGACGACAUACUUUUAUCUGGACAAGAGGAGGACAAGUGUACAGUUUUGGAAACAAUUUCUAUUCUCAGUUGGGUUAUGACUUCAUGGAAGAGAACUUUAAAGAACAUCAGUUCUUCAUCUAAAACACUAUGUAAGCUGAGUGCAGGGUAAGUGCCAGACUGGAUGGACUAGCAU
This is a messenger RNA of Polypterus senegalus (gray bichir), 605 nucleotides long. Its product is annotated as X-linked retinitis pigmentosa GTPase regulator-like. The coding region runs from base 80 to 553 and encodes 157 amino acids. The record is from RefSeq and is a predicted model, not a curated record. The transcript has 5 exons. Lineage: Eukaryota; Metazoa; Chordata; Cladistia; Polypteriformes; Polypteridae.